GUCGCCGGUCUCGUCGUGCCGGUGGGGGUGGUGGUGGGGGUCGGUCGGUCGGCCUGCGGUUGCCGCAACUUGUUGCAGUGGCGAGGAGGAGGGCGGCAGAGCGGUCCACGGGGGCAGACGCGCGGAGCCUGGUGGUGCUGGGGUGCUGCAGGCCUGACCGUGAUGGCCUAUUUGGAGGUGAAGGGCCUCCCCGCCGUCCCUGCGGACGACAGAGUGGUGAUGAUGAAGCUUCAGAAGUACUUCCAGAGCAAGAAGCUGUCAGGUGGCGGGGAAUGCGAAGAGCUGGCGCUGCUGCCCGGUGGCCGGGCACGACUUCUCUUCAAGCAGGAGGGCGUGCUGGAGCGGGUGCUGAAUGUGCAGAAGCACGUCCUGGAGAUCAACCAUCAGCAGUGUGAGCUGGAGGUGUCUCGCUCCGAUGGAGAAGUCAAGGAGUCUCCUCUGAGAGUAGGAGGCACCACACCGACGAGAGUCACCGGACGCGACACGGGAAGGCCCGAUGGAACUCUUGGACAAAGUCCUGCCAAGACAGUGACUGCAGCGCUGCCAGUCGCAUCACAGGGGGGAAAGGAAGAGGAUCCUGAGGGUAACCCGACCAUUAGAGUCGACAAGGUGGACUCCCUGGACUCGACCACUGUGGCUCUGUACUUUGAAAACGAGCAACGAUCUGGAGGAGGAGAGGUCACAAAGGUGGAGGAGAGGGAACAGUACUGGAUCAUUACUUUUGCAGAUCCAGCAGUUGCUGGGCGAGUCCUGUCACGCCCCAAACACACGUUUUCCGAAAAGCCGCUGGUGUGCUCGGAGUUUGUGGAGAAGCCCCGAGUGGAGCACGUGGUCCAAGUGCUGGAGCCUGAUCCACGCAGGGUGCUGCUGCGAGGCUUAGCGCAGCAUGCGGAUAGCAGCCUCCUCAACCUCUACGUGGAGACCUGCAGUGGCACCGAUCACUUUUGCAUCAACUAUACCGACGAUGACUCAUGCAGAGUGGUAUCGUUCUCCUCCGACACAGACACACAAGCCGUCAUAGGCCGCUGUGGCAUGAAGCCCUUAUCCGGUAUGAGUAUCAAGGCGGAGCAGCUGCCGCUCACCAGCAGCAUGCUGCUGGAGGAUCUGCCUGAGGGCGUGAGCAGGGACUACCUGGAGCUCUACCUGGAGAGCAGGAGUGGGCCUGCCGUCAAAGUGAAAGAGGUGGAGUUCAGGGCUGGAUGCAGCGCGGCUGUCGUCCGUCUCCAGAGCAAUGAGGAUGUUGAGAAAGUGUUGAAGAGCGAGCUGCGUUUGAAAGAGAUGAUCGUCACAGCACACCGCUAUUACGAGGCGCAUGGGUUGGCGCUGCUUUCCUGGGAUGAAGGGAGCUUCAAGGCACCUGAGCCUCAGCGCCUAAAAGUAGAUCCCGUGCUGAUGGAGUUCAUUACAGCGCGACCAGAGCAAUCUCAGCAGCUGCAAGAGUUUCUAAAUAAUCACAUGGCCACCUUCAAGUGGCCAAGUGGGGCCACGCAGGACGUCAUGAAGGUUUCACCUGCCUUUGCCGAAAGCCAAAAAGCCAAUUUCAUGCUGAAAAGCAAAUGGUCAAAAUCCAUCUCCAAUGACUUUACUAAUUUUUUUGAAAGUUAUAUGCAUUACUCUGAAACCAUCCAUGCGAAUGUAUUUGAUGAACUUGUGGCAAAGCUUUCUACAGGUCAGAAAAAUUGUGUGCAGAUUAUACCGGACAAACAACAAUCUAAGAUAAGCAUAAUCGGUCAGAAAGUGGAUGUAGAACAUGUUGUUAAGGACCUUAAAAAAAUAAAACAAUUACGACGGGGGGAAGUGAAUGUCAAACAAACACUUGUUCAUUUGAUGCCCAACUUUAAAAAGCGUUUGCAGAAUGACUUUCCUGAAGUAGAUUUUCACGUUAAUGUCAAAAAGAGGUUGAUCACCGUGGAAGGCCCAAAGGAUGACUCCUUAGCAGCUGAGAGCAAAAUCCUGCAAAUGAUGCUGCAGUGCAGUGAGAAGCCCUGGUUAAUCUCUGAAGAACUUAAAGCCUUUGUGUUACAGCUGAACCGUGAUGCUUUCAUAAAAAAUACCUUCAGCCAAAAUGGCGUAGAUGCAUCCAUCUCAGAAAGGGGAAAUGACAUCAUGAUUGUUGGUGCGAGUGAAGAUGAUCUGAGCAAAGCAGAGGAUCUUCUGAACAUGACCUUUGUGGAGGUGAAAGUGAAGGCAAUGAAAGGGUUUGACAUGAAGCAGAAUGUAAAGGAGUGGGAAGAAUUCCAGAAAGAGCUGACAGCAUCUCAAGAAUGUAGUGAAAUCGAAACUGACGCCAAGUUCCAAAUGAAGUGGACCAGUGGGAGUGAGGUACUCAUAACUGGCUAUAAAGAUGUUAUCCAGCGUGUUGCUAAACAAGUAGAAGAGUUAAUGGACAUGAAUGCAGCACUUGAAUUUUUUAUUGCCAUAAAAUCUAAGGGAGUCCUACAAUACCUCAAAACACAUGGGGACAUGGAAAGCAUGCUGCCAAAUGGCACUAAAAUAGAACUAGACAAUGAUAGAAAUGGCUUUACAAUCGCCACACAAACAAAACACAAAGAUGGAAUUAUAGAACUGAUAGGAGACAUGUCCAAAAACAUCAAGUGUCAAGAGAGGACCAUUCAAAAGCCAGGUUGUGCCAGCUUUUUGCACGGGCGAGGCAAACUUUUUUUGGGAGUGUUGGAGUCGACAGAGAAGUGCAUAAUCCUCCUCAACCAGCCGCGAGAUCACGAGGACACGGCACCUCAGAAAAACGCCAAGGCUCAUGUGGUUUGUGAAACCUCCUUGUGCGGAAUAACGGUGUCGGUACUGAAGGGACACCUACAGUAUCACCCUGUAGAUGUGGUGGUCAAUGCUGCCAAUGGGGACUUGCGGCAUGUCGGUGGGCUGGCAAAGGACCUGCUGAAAGCAGGUGGGCAAGACCUUCAGGAUGAAAGCAACAGGAAGGUGAGGCUUAAUGAUGGUCCUUUCCAGGAAGGUCAGGCAGUGAUGACGGGACCAGGGAGCCUGCCGUGCAGGGCCGUGAUUCAUGCCAUUGGCCCUCGAUGGGAUGCCUCUCGGUCUCGUAAUAAAAAGGCGCUGCUGAAGGAAGCUGUGGAGCUUAGUCUCUUGCUUGCAGCGCAAAAUAACUUUACAUCUAUUGCCAUACCGGCCAUAAGUUCUGGAAUCUUUGGAUUCCCUUUGCCCCUGUGCUGUAGCACAAUCAUGUCGGCUGUUCGAGAUUUUUGUGAAGAUCCUGCACAUCGCCCGACCUCCCUCGUGUCCAUCCAGCUGAUUAACAAUGACAGUGUCACAGUGGAUCAAAUGCAGCUGGCCUUCGAAAACACAUUUGAGCAGCAGGACCGUGCCGUUGCCGGAUCGUCAUUUUCCCAGCAUGGAACCAACGCCUCCCACGUGACGAACUCAUUUGAGCCUGGGAGAUGGCGCAGCAGUGAAAGUCAGGACAGAAGUGUCAAAGAGAAAGCCCGGACUAGUCCACCGCAGAGAAAAGAGGAAACUGCUAAAUUACAAACGUUCAAAAAGACAACACAACCACCCAACCCCAAUGAAUACCACACACAAGAGGGCCUGCAGAUACAUCUGGUCAAGGGGAAUCUGGAAGAGGAAGAAGUGGACGUCAUUGUGAACACGGUUGCCAAUGACCUGGACUUGACCAGAGGAGCAGUUUCUGCAGCUCUUCUUAGGAAAGCUGGCCCACGGCUGCAGGAGCUCACGAAUGAUGGAUCAGGAGGAGGGUCCCUGGGAGUUGGAAACGUCUUGAGAGUGAAAACCAAGGGCUGCAAGUUGGCGUGUAGAGAGAUCUACCACACUGUGUGUUGUAGCUGGAAAGAAGGUGGAGGAACUGAGAAGGUUUUGAGCGAAAUCGUGUCAACUUGCCUGAAGAUGGCUCAAUCAUCAAACCACCAAAGCAUCUCCUUUCCGGCCAUCGGCACUGGCAACUUGAACUUUCCCAAGCCCAUCACGGCCAAGUUAAUGCUCGAUGAAUUUGUGGAGUUCAGCAAACAGAACCCUACCACUCGGCUUCAGAAUGUUCGGCUAAUGGUGUAUGGGAAGGAUGAUGCAACAUUCGCAGCUUUCCACAACGAACUUCAGAAGCUAAGAACAGCAGAAAAUGAGAGAAGAGGAGCAACAGGAGAGGACGAUGCUAGAGGAGGAGGAGGAGGAAGCGAAGAAGAAGUGAAAGGCAGUGGCAGAGGAGAAGAUGAAGAAGAAUUUGAAAUCAUCGACGGGAGGAGAGGAGGUGCUCGGGGAGGGAGCGAUGCUUCGCCUUCGUUCACAAAAGAACCCCAAGGAAAUGAUGGUUUUUACUCUGAGUUGAAGGAGGAGGGUCUGGGGACGCUGCAGAUGAAGUUUGGAAAGGUGGUGGUGGUGGUGAAGCAGGGAAACAUCGUGCAGGAACGCACGGAUGCCAUCGUGAACUCUACUGACAACAAUUUCAGCCAUGGCUCAGGCGUCUCUGCUGUGAUCAUGAAAGCUGCUGGCCCACGUAUCCAAUCUCUCUGCAAUAAAGCAGUUAUCAAUGAGGGUUUUGCAGUGACUGACUCUGGGGAUCUUCCUUGCAAGAGGAUUGUUCACGUUGUAUUCAACAAUUCCAUGGAAGAACUCGGCCAGGUCUUGUUCAAUGCCCUGGGUCAUUGCGACGAUCUGGGCAUGAUUUCCAUCUCUGUACCGGCUCUAGGAACAGGUGGUGGGCGCCUUUCGCCCCGAGACUCUGCCUCGGCCAUCUUGGAUGCGGUGGCCGAGUUUUCAGUUCAGAAGGGACCCAAGAAACUGCGAUGUGUCAGAGUCAUCAUUUUCGAGGUGGACAUGCUUCAGGAUUUCUACCGUGAGCUGCAGGACCGACUGAAGAAACCCGGUCCUCAGCAAAGAGGAUUGUUAUCAAGGUGGACAAGAACAUUAAAAUCAUAUUUUAGUGUUGGAAGUGAACUGCAGGAGCAAGAUAACCACACUGCUCAGACGAACAUGGGGAUUAAGCAAGUCCACAUCCAGGUUUACUCAGCUUCAGACAAGAUCAACAGCAAGGUCCUUGAUGAGAUCGAUGAUAAGCUGACGACCGAAGGAUGCAACAAGCAAAUCAGCGAUGAAAUAAUUGCAGAGUUUGGAGAGGAGGAGCACGAGGCCAUAUCUUUACUAAAAGAUCAAAACCAAGUGCUGAUACAUUUUACUGCACAAGACACAAUCAGCGUCGAAGGCAACAUCACUGACGUGAGCCAAGUCAUAAUCAAGCUCCACCAAAUGGUGAAUGACACGAGGAAGAGGAGGGAUCGUGCUCAGCAGGAGGAGAUGCUGGCAAAGAACGUGCAGUGGAUGUUCCUCCGAGACGAGCAGUACAUUGCCUUCAACCCAAAGCACAAUGCUCUGAUUGAGGAGGCGUCAAAGAAGAACCAGGGUGUGAUUUCCAUAGCAGAGGACAAGCAUGAAGGUCAUGUCAGUGUCGCUGAAAAAGUGUACAAAACCAAGGAUGGAAAAACUCUCCAAAUUAAGAGAAAGAAGGCCGAAGACGUUAUUCCCAUUGAGUGGGUGGACGCGAGUGACUUGGGACAGGACCGCGUUAUAUCUGUGCCACUGGAUUCCACGUCACAUAAGUAUCGGAGCAUUGCAAAUGACUUCACACAAUCUCUGGGAAACCUCUCCAAGCAGCCCGGCUUUCAGAUUGAAGAGAUAACUCAAAUUCAGAACCAUUCGCUAUGGCAACUGUACAUGACAAAGAAGAAAGAGAUGGAUAAGGCAAACAAACCCAACACCCAGCUAAAUGAAAGAAUUCUCUUCCAUGGAACUGCACUUGCCACGUGUAAUAAAAUCAACACAAAUGGAUUCAACAGAAGCUACUGUGGAAAAAAUGCCACGUGCUAUGGGAAUGGAGUGUACUUUGCCGUCAGUGCUAACUACUCGGCACAGCCGACAUAUUCACCAGCCGAGAACGAUGGCAGCAAAUAUAUGUACCGGGCACGUGUGCUGACAGGUGACUUCACGACGGGGAAACAGGGAAUGAUCGAACCUCCACCCAAGGGCCAGCAGAACUCUGUGCUGUACGACAGCGUGACGAACAAUAUGAACAACCCAGCUAUGUUCGUCAUCUUUAAUGAUAACCAGGCCUACCCCGAACAUCUCAUAAAAUUCAAAUUGUAAUGAAGGAGAUUGGCUACCGUGUGUUGGUCACCUGAAUAUGCAUGACUUAAUUUACCUUUGCUUGACUAAAACACGAGGAUGUGGUCUCAGUUGUAGUCAAGCUGAGCACGCACACAAACAUAUAACUGAUGCAUUUCUUUUUGGAUAUAAGGAUAUUUAGAUUAAGUACAUUACUGUUGUGCAAGCUGUGAUUACUCUUAACUAUGCAGUGGUUGUACAGUCCACAAGCCAAUGGUGAAACAGAUUUAACCUGUACAGCAUCUUACAGCUUGAGAGCAAACAUGUCACGUGAUCAUCGUAAGAAUUGACAGUAAUAAGUAAUGUAGUGUGAUUCAUAAAAGUGCAGUAGUAGACUGCUGGUUUGUAGACAACGGCUGCCAUAAGUGAAUGUGCUGAAAAGUUUCAAUUUUGCCAAAAAUACCGGUAAUGUUAAGACUGUUAUCAUGAGUGAAUUUAUCCUAGGGUUUUCUUUGUAGUCAUAACUUGUGUCGAAUUCCUUUUAAAAUCAGGUGCAGAUACAUUGCCUUUGCAGAUUCGAUGCACUUGUAUGUUUUCUUCAAUUAGCUUCGGACACCAUACAAAUAAUUACAGCACUCUACUCGCAUUAUCGAAUUUGAGUACUUGCUGUAAAAACACAACAUGUUUGCAUAUUUCAUGUGGUUUUUACCCUACAGCAGUUUAUUAAGGCUCGGACUUAGUUCCCACAGUUCAAAGUAUAUAUGCUUCAGUGAUUUAUAAUUUAGGAUUCUUGUUUCAGGGGUUGUUAAGGCUAUUAUUUCUUUAACAGAUAAAUACGCGCAUGGUAUGCAAUAUCGCAAUGUGACAUUUAUAGGUUAGAAAACUAAACACACAUUUUAAUUCGAUCUUAUGUUUAUGAAUACAUGCACAACAUACUCUUUGAAUAAAGUACACAAAUUAA
Molecule: messenger RNA, 7039 nt
Organism: Lethenteron reissneri (Far Eastern brook lamprey)
Lineage: Eukaryota; Metazoa; Chordata; Hyperoartia; Petromyzontiformes; Petromyzontidae
Product: protein mono-ADP-ribosyltransferase PARP14-like
Biological process (GO): protein poly-ADP-ribosylation; negative regulation of gene expression
Cellular component (GO): nucleus; cytoplasm
Molecular function (GO): transcription corepressor activity; NAD+ poly-ADP-ribosyltransferase activity
Source: RefSeq, a predicted model, not a curated record